AUGGUCCGGCGGCGACGCCGGCGAGCCCCUCCGCGCAGGUGUCCUGGUUCGUCAGCGCGGCGCUCAGCCACGUCCGCACGUCGGCGUCCGCCGCCGAAGGCCCCCUCCGGCCGGCAGCGAUGGCGGCGAGGGAGCGGCGGAGCUGGUCGACGGAGUCUUCCAUCAGCUCCAUGCAGUCCUCGUACGCCGCCCGUUCGAGCUUCUCCAUCUGCAGGUUGGCGAUGGCGGCGGCGCGGUAGAACGCCCUGCCGACGUGCCGCAGCGUCACGUUCACGGCGACGUGGACGAGCUCGUUCUGGGGGACGGCCAUGGCGCCGGGGAAGUUGACGAGGGAGGAGAUGCAGAGUGCCGGGUAGCGGGUCAUGGCGCAGGUUCUCGAGAUGGCCUCGCUGGGCUUGGUAAGCUCCUCGCUCCUCGAGCGUCUGGCAGCGAGGAGGAUUCCCAGGGAGGCGGCCCCGCCGCCGACGAGUAG
This is a messenger RNA of Spirodela intermedia, 472 nucleotides long. The record is from the annotation of a GenBank genome assembly. NCBI's taxonomy places the organism in Eukaryota, Viridiplantae, Streptophyta, Magnoliopsida, Alismatales, Araceae.